This is a messenger RNA of Durio zibethinus, 1606 nucleotides long. RefSeq names its product molybdate transporter 1-like. Gene Ontology annotation, molecular function: molybdate ion transmembrane transporter activity. Gene Ontology annotation, biological process: molybdate ion transport. The record is from RefSeq and is a predicted model, not a curated record. NCBI's taxonomy places the organism in Eukaryota, Viridiplantae, Streptophyta, Magnoliopsida, Malvales, Malvaceae.
UUUCAAACGUCACAAUUUAGAAGAUGCUUCAGCCACAACAUGCGGCUUAUAUUUUUGAUGCAACAACGGCCUCUCAUGAACCAAAACGUUGGGUCAAAAUCUCCCCCUAUUUUCACCUAAUUAUAAGGGGUUAAUCCACAUUCCAUUUUCAUUCUCAAAUCACUGGUAUACCUCACAGUCACAGCCAUGGAGUCUCAAUACACCCAAAACCCUGAAAACUUAGCUAGAACACCUCCCAGCAACCCCACCUCUCCUUCACCAACUAACAUAGUUCAUAGAGUGAAAAGCAAUUUGUUUUUUCAAUCUAAAUGGGCAGAAUUGAAUGGUGCCAUGGGAGACUUGGGCACAUAUAUUCCUAUUGUGUUGGCCUUGACACUUGCCAAGGACCUUAACUUAGGCACCACAUUGAUAUUCACUGGUGUCUACAACAUUGUCACUGGCGCCAUAUAUGGUGUUCCAAUGCCUGUCCAACCCAUGAAGGCGAUUGCAGCAGUAGCUAUAUCUAAUGUUUCGGAUUUUGAUAUCCCAGAAAUUAUGGCAGCUGGAAUUUCUUCUGGUGCAAUUUUGUUGGUUUUGGGUGUUACAGGGUUGAUGCGGCUGGUGUAUAAGCUGAUACCCCUAUCUGUUGUUAGGGGAAUUCAGCUGUCACAAGGCUUAUCAUUUGCUAUGACUGCUGUUAAGUACAUUAGAAACGUUCAGGAUUUUUCCAAGUCAAAAUCUGAAGGGAAUAGACAUUGGCUAGGAUUGGAUGGAUUGAUUUUGGCUAUAGUUUGUGCUUGUUUCAUAAUUGUUGUUAAUGGUGCAGGUGAAGAAAGAAAUGAAAGAGAGGCUAAUCUUGACGAAGAAGGGAGUACGAGAAGGAAAAGAAUCAGGAAAAUCAUGGCUUCUAUUCCUUCAGCUUUUAUCAUUUUCUUGUUAGGUGCGAUUUUGGCAUUCAUACGAAGGCCCAAAGUGGUGAAUGACAUUAAAUUUGGACCUUCUUCUAUGAAGGUUGUGCAUAUAUCUAGUCAUGCAUGGAAGGAAGGAUUUAUCAAGGGCACGAUCCCUCAACUGCCUUUAUCAGUACUAAACUCAGUGAUUGCAGUCUGCAAGUUGUCAUCAGAUCUAUUUCCAGGAAGGGAAUUCUCAGCUACCUCGCUUUCAGUAACUGUCGGGCUAAUGAACUUGGUGGGGUGCUGGUUUGGUGCCAUUCCAUGCUGCCAUGGUGCAGGUGGGCUAGCUGGGCAGUACAAGUUUGGAGGCAGGAGUGGUGGGUGUGUAGCUAUUCUUGGGGCAGCCAAAAUGAUCUUGGGGGUGGUAUUAGGAACUUCUUUAGUGACGAUUUUGCACCAGUUUCCAGUUGGCCUCUUGGGUGUUUUACUCUUGUUUGCAGGGAUUGAACUAGCAAUGAGUUGCAGAGAUAUGAAUUCGAAGGAAGAGUCUUUUGUGAUGUUAAUAUGCACAGCUGUUUCCCUUGUACGCUCAAGUGCAGCACUAGGCUUUGUUUGUGGAAUAUUAGUGCAUGUGCUUCUUAAGCUCAGGAACUGGAGCAGAGAUCAGUCCUGUUCUACAGCGUGGACGCCUGGAACUCCAUAACAAUACCAUGUUUUUCAUUUAAGCUUGGUGU